Conger conger (European conger) is the source of this 2850-nucleotide messenger RNA. RefSeq names its product endothelial zinc finger protein induced by tumor necrosis factor alpha-like. Gene Ontology annotation, cellular component: nucleus. The record is from RefSeq and is a predicted model, not a curated record. NCBI's taxonomy places the organism in Eukaryota, Metazoa, Chordata, Actinopteri, Anguilliformes, Congridae. Bases 213 to 1802 code for a protein of 529 amino acids. The transcript is spliced from 4 exons. Gene Ontology annotation, molecular function: RNA polymerase II cis-regulatory region sequence-specific DNA binding; DNA-binding transcription factor activity, RNA polymerase II-specific. Gene Ontology annotation, biological process: regulation of transcription by RNA polymerase II.
UGGUUCUGCAUAGCGGACGCGCAUCGUAUGUGGCUUCCUCGCCAGCCCGGAAGUAAACACACACCAAGAAGAGUACAGCGUCCGUGAGAGCUGUCUUAUUUGUAACACCUGAAUAAUCGCGAACUUUUUGUGUCCAGUCAUACCGCAGUACAACCUCCUAAAAUAGCAGUUUCUUCGAAAUUGAUCUUUGGGAGAGGGAGCGGCGAAGCCAAAUGUCGAACUGCGUUUCCUUUCAUACCCAGCUCGCUUCCAUCAUGGAGGUGCUGGCGAACGCGGCCGUGGCGGAGAUCUGUAAACUCGUAGAUGAUGGGUACGCGGUUUUACGGCUGGAAGUGUCUGAGAGCCGAAUUGAGAACAAAGCUUUAAAGAGGAAAUUACAGAUGAUGGAGAUGCGGCUCGCGCGAGAUGCGUCUGUGAAAAUCCGCCCAGAUAGAACUGAGCUGUGCAGCGCUUUAAGACAAGCCGCGAGAGGCAAGUUUACACCAUAUCACGAGGGGUCUUUCCCAGGUGCACAGAGGGUCUUCAGCAAACACACGGACCGGGUUUUGACGAGAGACGGAGAGGCUGACGUCACGGCUGCGGAUGCUGACGGCGCUGCGACGCACCCAGUGGUCACGUGGGACGAGUGCAUAGACUUGGAGGAGGAAAGGACUGACUCGCUUCCUGUGAAAGAAGAGAAACAGGAAGAGGAGAGUGAGCCACUGAAAGGCCUUCACGGAGAGAUUGUGGAUUUGGGUGCUGAUGGAGGCAGAAGGUCUCCAGCCGCAGUGGUGCAGACCGGACGGGGAAGGGGCACGGACGAGCUCACGGACUCUGAGCAGCACAGGACCAGACGCAGUGUUUGGGAGGUCAGUGGACUGGAGUCUCUCCUCAAAGCAGAGGAAGACAAUGAUAGUGUUGCUACCAAGAGGCUCCAGGAUAGAGGAUAUGAACGCAGUCUGGGCCCUGAAUGUGUAAUGUCUGAGAGAAACAGCCACCUGGGGACUUACUUUUCCCAAGAAGAUGGCGAUACCGGUGACUCGUCUUGCUUGUACGACGCGGCAGCCAUCUUGGCUCAAGCUAAGUCUCAGUCCGGCUCUGCUGCGGAGGAAGGCUCGGGUAAUAGUGUGUCCUCGCUGUCCUCUCUCGAUUGGAAGACAGACGUUGUAGUGGUCGACUCCGUGCCCGUUAAAGAGGAAGCUGAGAUGCAGGCCGCUUGGAGUAGAGAGGCCUUUUCAGAAUCGGGCCGCUCGCCGCUCAGAGGGUUUGGCGAUUGCAGGGAGGGUGAGGAGGCGCUGCCGGAACACAUUAUCCACCCCUGCCCCGUAAAAGCCCAAACGCCCGCGAGGCGAGAGACGGCCGCGGCGAAAUUCGGCGCCGUAGAGGUGCACGAGCGCGCGCCCCUGGGUAACAGCCUCGCCGCGGCAGAGCCCGCUGACACGCACACGUUGAGGGUCGGCUCGAGAGAAAAGCGGUUCUUUUGCAAGUUCUGUGGGAAGGGCUUUAGUUGUCCAAAGAAGGUCGAAAUACACCAGAGGGUCCACACGGGGGAGAAGCCGUUCAGUUGCGCGCAGUGUCGAAAGCAGUUCGCGCAGGCGGGCAACCUCAAAAGGCACCAGCGGGUUCACACCGGAGAGAAGCCGUUUAGUUGCACACAGUGUGAGAAGCGUUUUUCUCACCUGCACCAACUCAAGAUGCAUCAAAAGGUCCACACUGGAGAGAGACCGUAUGCCUGUCCACACUGUGGGAAAAGAUUUGCUGAGAGAAGUUACCUUAGAAUACACCAACAGAGAAACCAUCCAGUUGUUUACAGUGUCAGAUAAUAUGUAUCAGUCAGGAUGGGCCAAAACGGACUAUACAGUGUAUGUGUAUAUAUAUAUUCACUCAGUGAGCACUUUAUUAGGUCUUUAUUAGACUUAUUUUUUAGACUUCUACUGCUGUAGCCUAUCCACUUAGAGUUAUGAUGCAUUGUGUGUUCAGAGAUGCUCUUCUGCAUACCACUGUUGUAAUGUGUGGUUAUUUGCGUUACUGUCACCUUCCUGUCAGCUUUGACCAGUCUGGCCAUUCUCCUCUGACAUUUCUCAUUAACAAAGCAUUUCUGUCUGCAGAACUGCUGCUCACUGGAUUUAUUUUUGUUUUUAGCACAAUUCUUUGCAAACUAUAGGGACUAGUGUGUGUGAAAAUCCCAGCAGAUCAGCAGUUUCUGUGAUACUCAAACCACCCUGUCUGCCACCAACAAUCAUUCCACGGUCAAAGUCACUUAGAUCACAUUUCUUUUCCCAUUCUGAUGGUUGAUGUGAACAUUCACUGAAGCUCCUGACCCGUAUCUAUUUGAUUGUAUGCAUUGCAAUUGGCUGAUUAGAUAAUCGCAUGAAUAAGUAGGUAUAAUAAAGUAAAAAUGUUCCUAAUAAAGUGCUCAGUAAGUGUAUAUAUUCAUUAUUAUUAUAUAAUUAUAUAAUAACAUAUAUAUAUACUUUAUGACCAAUAAGUCACUUUAACAGUGGCAAUAUUUCCAUCUGGGAAACAUUUGGAUUAGUUGCAACUAAUUUGUGUUAACUUGGGAUAAUGUGCAUGAGUGUGUACACAUAACAUUGAAUUGGAAAUGGCUUGUUUGUUUUCCUGCUUGGUUUUUUAUGAACACAGCCAUUGAAUAGCUGUUAACUCCCAUAAGAACAGACUGUCUAAUGUCAGGAUAAAAACAAGUCAAAGAAAAUUGUGAAACGGUAAUUUAAUUUUUUUAUUUUUUAUUUGGCCAGUUCACUGAAAACAUGGAUUAAAUGGUACGAAAAUCCUUGUGCAGACGAUGAUGUUGUUGACACUUUGUAUUUGUAGUUUGUUGAAUUUUAAUAAAAAAAAUUGUGAAGUGUUUGA